CGAGGUUGUUAUAUUAUCUGCGCCGCUCUCGCCCAACUCCCACAGCAGAGCUGCAGAGCACACCGGCCGGACAGGGGGGGGGAAACAUCGCUUUGGCUGGCGACGAUCAUUUUUUUUUUUUCUCUCUCUCUCUCUCUCUCCGCUUGCUGGCUGCGGAAAACUCAUAUCUGUGGUCGGGAGAGUCAGUCGGUCGGUCAGUUCAGUCUCCCUUCAAGCCUUCAAGCCACAACUUCGCCUUCGCAGCUGAAGCGACCAGAGGAAGGAGGGUUGUUGUUUUUUUUUAUUUUUUAUUUUUAUUUUUUAUUUUAUUCAUGAUCACCGGGAACAAGCUCUCACUUUUUCCACACCUGGAUUAACUCUCAGACGACGACGUUUUUUUCCCCUUCUUUUUCUUUUAUUCUGUUUUGUGUGUGUGUGUGUGUGUGUGUGUGUGUGUGUGUGUGUGUGUGUGUGUGUGUGUUGGGCUUUUUUUUUUCUCUCUCACAAUGUUGUGGAAAUUAGCCGACAACGUGAAAUAUGAGGAUGACUGCGAGGAAAGACACGACGGCAGCAGCAAUGGGAACCCCCGGCUGCCUCACCUGCCCGCGGUCAGCCAGCACCUCUACAGCCCGUCUCCCUCCCUCUCGCACUCGGCCAGCUCGGACUUCCAGCCCCCGUACUUCCCGCCUCCCUACCAGCCCAUCUCCUACCCGCAGUCCGGCGACCCUUACUCGCACCUCGGCGACCCGUUCAACAUCAACUCCAUACACCAGACGCCCACGUCGAACCAGCAGCAGCCGUGGCCCGGCCGCCAGGGCCAGGACGGGCUCGGCGCGCACGGCAGGAGCGGCCUGGCGAGCCAGAUCCUGGGCCUGGAGGGAGGCUCGUCCGGGGUGAGGAGGGAAGGGUUCCGCCGGCCGGAGCUGCUCCCGCCGCACCACAGCCUCGACUCGUCGGUCAUUGGGGAUAACAUGGGGAUGCACGACAUGGGGCACGGACUGGAGGACGUCCAGCAUGUAGAUGACCACAGUAUUAUUAUGGCAGAUCAGACAGUCAUCAAAAAAGUAUUAGGACUACGAGGUGGCAGGAACCUUGAUCGCUUACAGAGGACUUAUUAUCAGGGGGGCAUUCUUGCGGGACCUGUCACUCUACCCAAAGGCAACGCGCUGGGUCUGCCUUUCCAGAAAGAGUCCCUGCUGGGCAUGGUAUCAAACCCCACGGAGGUAUUCUGCUCCGUACCGGGCCGCCUGUCCCUGCUGAGCUCCACGUCCAAGUACAAGGUUACCGUGGCCGAGGUCCAGAGACGCCUGUCGCCCCCCGAGUGCCUCAAUGCAUCACUCCUGGGAGGGGUUUUACGCAGAGCCAAGUCCAAAAAUGGCGGUCGCUCUCUGAGAGAAAAGCUGGACAAGAUCGGGCUCAACCUGCCUGCAGGAAGAAGGAAGGCCGCCAACGUCACCCUACUUACCUCACUCGUAGAAGGUGAAGCUGUUCAUUUAGCAAGAGACUUUGGUUACGUGUGCGAGACAGAGUUCCCGGCAAAGGCAAUUGCUGAAUACCUGGGCAGGCCGCAUGUGGAACGCAAUGAGGUUAACUCUCGCAAGAACAUGCUCCUCGCUGCCAAGCAAAUCUGCAAGGAGUUCACCGACCUGCUCACUCAGGACCGCUCACCGCUGGGAAACUCUCGGCCAGCCCCCAUCAUGGAGCCCGGGAUCCAAGGCUGCCUGACCCACUUCAGCCUCAUCACCCACGGCUUCGGCUCUCCGGCCAUCUGCGCCGCCAUGACCUCGCUUCAGAACUACCUGAACGAGGCGCUCAAACAAGUGGACAAGAUGUACCUGAGCUCUGGCAGCGACACCCAGGGAUCCUCAGACAGUGGGAGCAAGUCUUCCGACAAAAUGGACAAGCACAGGAAAUGAGAGCUCAGAGGACAAUCCCUAUGAACUUGAGAACCCCCCCCACCCCCCCACCCCCACGACCCCUGAGUCCCUAAAUCUCGCUGCCCUGUCUGCCCCUUUUCGGACUUUUGAAAAAAAAAAAAAAAAAAAAGAAAAAAAAAAGUCAAUAUUGAUUGAUAAGUAUUGUCAUUUUGAGAGCUGAAAUUUGUGUGUGAGUGUGUAUGUGUGUGUGUACGUAUGUGUGUGUGUACUCGCACUGUUGAAUUUAUAUCCUAUUUUUUUUCGUUUUUUUUUUUUUUUUUCGUCGAUGAUUUUAAAGGACUUUUUCACAGCUGGCUGCAAAUCAGUCUGUGUCGGCACCUACGCCCGUGCGCCGGUCCUCGGCCCGCGACACGCACCGCAUCGUUCUAAACCACUAUGCAGUUCCGUACAGUUGCCAAUGUGCUGAUGCUACAACCACGAGACCUGCGCUCUGUUGACAAGAAGAGGAAAAAAGAACAAAGUGCAUACUGUUUUUGUCUCCCCAGAGGACAUCAUUUCAAGAUGAGUUGCUGUGGCUGUGAAUUCCUCUCAGCACCCCCCUCCCCUCCUAUCCCAUCCCAUCCCCACCUCCUCCUCCUCCUCCUCCUGCUCUGUCUGGAGGCAAAUCCACUGAUUUCCUGUGUCUCAAUGGACUUGCAAAGGACAUUCUUAUUUUUUAUUUUUUGUUUUUUAUGAGAAAGAGAGAGAGAAGAAAAUCCACUUCACUCUUUUGUGUGCUUGAUUUGUACAACCACUUCAAAAUGGCUCCAGUGUUAUUGUGCUUUGUUCAUGAGCGAUGAUUUGAAUCUUAUGUAGGCCUGAAUGAGAAAAGAUGAUCCUCUCUGGUUUGUCAGUCUGUGUUCGUUCAGAAACCAGAGACUUUAAAGCCUCUUCAGUGUUCAUGUGGAUGACAGGCGUAGCGAUGCUUCCAUUGUUACUUCUUUUUAAACCUGGCGGCGAAUGAAACACACAUUAUUUUUGUGACCAUGUUAGGUAUUCAUUAUUCUUAGUAUUUAAAAAAAAAAAAAAACAGAUUUACCAUCAAACUACCAAACAGUUCAGUCCUGCCAGAGUGUGUAUGUUGUGAGAAUGUCUCAAUGUAUAUAUUUCUUUUCUUUUGAAAAAAAAAAAUGUUUUUAAUUAGACAUUAAAUUCCAAACAUAGAAUUUUAUCCAGUGUCUUGUCCUGGAUGUAAAUAUUUUCUAAUUUAUGUUGUAAUUUAAUGGGCUUGUGUAAAUAAUGGUCUCAUCCUGGUGUAUGGUUUCACUUUUUAUGAUGACGUGUUAAACUUUUAUAAAUGGGUUAGUUUUUUAUCAAGUAGCGGUUAGGAAG
This is a messenger RNA of Acanthopagrus latus (yellowfin seabream), 3227 nucleotides long. RefSeq names its product transcription factor AP-2 gamma (activating enhancer binding protein 2 gamma) (gene tfap2c). The coding region runs from base 486 to 1895 and encodes 469 amino acids. The record is from RefSeq and is a predicted model, not a curated record. Gene Ontology annotation, cellular component: nucleus. Gene Ontology annotation, biological process: regulation of transcription by RNA polymerase II; anatomical structure development; regulation of cell population proliferation. Lineage: Eukaryota; Metazoa; Chordata; Actinopteri; Spariformes; Sparidae. The transcript has 8 exons. Gene Ontology annotation, molecular function: RNA polymerase II transcription regulatory region sequence-specific DNA binding; DNA-binding transcription factor activity, RNA polymerase II-specific.